Messenger RNA from Mesocestoides corti, 2967 nucleotides. The record is from the annotation of a GenBank genome assembly. Lineage: Eukaryota; Metazoa; Platyhelminthes; Cestoda; Cyclophyllidea; Mesocestoididae.
AUGAUCAUUCUUCACAGCAAUUUCGCCAUCCUCAUCAACACAGCCGCCUCCACGGCGUAUGAAUGCGAAAGCCAACUUGUGGUGCGGUCAAUCUCAAGUGGCCAGCCAAGUCUCAAGGCGUUGCCACCCCCGUGGUGUUACCUCGAUUUUAUGCCAGUGUGGGUUAUAGUAGACAGAAGUAGCAUGACUGACACUAAUAACAGUUUCAACCCCGACUCAUCUGCGGUCUUCGCACUCAUGAAGUCAUUCAGUGAACAGCAUUCUGCAAUGGGACUGCCAGUGAUGGAAGCAAACAGUUCAAGGGAAACGGAGGAACUGAGACAUCACUUUCUGGCAACCGCAAUGGCUAUGUUGAGUUCACCUAACUCUCAGUCACCUACCUGGGUUUGUGAACCACCCAUUUCUAUGCCCAAUUCAAAAGUUGACUUGAACGGUAACUGCGAUGAAGUGAAUAUGGCAUCGCAGCUCUUCACAGGCCUGGUGAAUCCUUUAUCUGAUACGUCUGUCACUCCGCCCAGCGAGUUUCCUUUCCCUAACCCUUUCAUGAUGAUUCCACCACCUAAAAACCUCCACCCAACCGUUAAUGGAAACAAGGAUGAGGACUUUUGCGAGCUCUGCCAGAAACACUUUUGUAACAAGUACUACCUACGCAAGCACAAGAGUGAUGUUCAUCGGAUUGCAAGUGAGCCAUUUUCACAAAUCCGGAAGCGUGAGGCCGGUUCAGGAGAAUCGGAUGACAACGACCAGUCUGAUAAAUCCUCAUCCACUAACACAAUUGAGUGGAUGAACGUUCUUACGUCUUCAUCUAUCACUUCCCAACAUCUUGGCGAAGGUAUUUCAGUCCGAAGGCCCUCUAUGGAGGCUAUCCGUAUUCUGAAUUCGGGAGAAGCAAACCCAAGUUCUGAAGAAGACCAGAUUCCCGUUUGGAUUCCAAAGUCUGAGUCAAAGUCUUCUCGAGUGGAGUUGAGCGAAAAUGCUACCUUUAUUCCUCCAAUCAUUGCCACCGAAACGGGCCCUAGUCCAGCUGUCAAUUCUACGGUCUCUUCAAAAACUCCAAACACUGGAACUCUCGACAUUUUCAAGUCAAGCAUGGCAGCUGCGAAGUUGGCCGAUCGCGUCACCUGUGAGCUAUGCAAAAAGGAACUCUGCAACAAAUACUUCCUCCGAACGCACAAAAUUAAAGUUCAUGGACUCUCACCUCAAGAAGUAGGUGGACCGAUUCCACGAUCAGUAGCCAGCAAACAUGCUGAGAAAACGCAGGUAGAAACCGCGAAGCAGAACAUGGAUCUCUUAGGUCUGCCUCAGCCUCUUCCUCCCCCUCUUUCCCUCAUGACUCCCAUGUUGUCCCCCCAAUUUCCAGCUCCACUGGGAAGCCUCCCGCCAUGGUUGCCUCCACAUCUCUCAUCGUUCCCGCAAGAAACCCCAAGGCCAACUCAAGAAGAGCCAAAAAAGGACACCGUUUUACAACUGAUGGCGGCAAACGCUUUGGUUACUUGCCCAUUAUGCGAUAAGACAAUUGGACCGCGUCUGUUCCUGCCAACUCACUUGACUUCUGUUCAUAGUCUCAGUCCAACAGACCCCUCAUUCUUCAUUUUUAUUCUGAGUGCACGAACACUGGAGAACAGCGGCGAGAGUGAUAUAUCGACCGCUAAGUUGACGCCAAGUAGGAAUUCAGAGAGAGGAAGUCCACCAUCUAUCGCGUUUCAGGCCACCAACCCCUCGCUUAUGAGGCUGCCGUCAACAACCUCCGUCGAAACGGCAAUCAAGGACCAGACAGGAGUCCCAAACAUCAGUGUAACCCACACUGUGAAUGGAAUGCUUGCACCACCGAUUUCAAGAAGGAGACUGAUAUGUGCCCGUCUUUUUGUACGUACAGUGAACGAAGUUAGCGCUGCGGGUAGUGGCUUCGAUCUGGCAACCAUAGCAACAACCCCGACCACUCCCUUGCUGUUGCCCCCACCCUUGGGGCUGCUUUCAUCCUCGCCCGGACUGUACCCGACGCCCCCAUUGCCCCCUUCACAACCCACGUCUGGGAUGAUGGUGAACACUACCAAGUGGAACCCCGUCCACCUCGCCGCCUCUGGUCUGGCUGCCAAGGGGGCCCUCUCAAACGGCUCCAUCAGCACAACUCCACGCAAGUCGCCCAAUCAAAUGCGCGUCCUUUGUGAUAUCUGUAACAAGUGGAUCUGCAAUAAGUACUUCCUGCGGACACACAAGGCGAACAAGCACGGAAUCACGGAUCAGUCGGCAGUAGCAGCAUCGGCAUCGGCAGGGGCUGGACUUAAGGGGCCAGCGAUGGCACCUCUUGAUUUCAGCAAACCUGGAAAGCAGCACCAGUCCUUGGAAGGGAACGCGGAAUACGGUUCCCUGGGAGCACCUGGCAGAGAAGACGUUCAGAUGAUCCAGCCUCCGAUUAUGACGCCGUGGUCUUUCUCGAAGCCCAACCCACGUUCUCCCGUAGACAGGAGUCCACAUCAACAAAACCAAGCCAACGGAUCCAUGAACUCAGAAGAUAUGCAAGAGAGCUUUGGAAGUCGUGGGUGUCCGCUGAACCUCUCCCUGAAACCCUCCCUCAAAACCGAGCGAGGCUUGGAAAUUAAACAUGCUGUCGACCAGUUCCUGUCGAAUCCCCCUGACUCCACGUCCCACCAUAAACGUCUCAAAUCCAGACGACGAAAAUUACGACUGCAGAAACGCGCCGCGCGUCUGCUGGCGAGGGCUUGCAAGCAGCUUUCUCCGCCACAACGAACCUCACCACGGAGGCAACAAGUAAGGACCCAUUUAGAGACGACAUUUUCCCGUGGUAAAGCCUGUUCGAAUUUAGGCGCAUUUUCCCUGUGUAAAAUAAACAAUUCCAAGUUCCGCCUCGGUGUGGUUGGUAAAGUGAAGCUGAUUCCCGACACCGAUGUCAGUGGUGGUGGUGGUGGUGGUGGUGGUGGUGGUGGUGGUGGUGGUGGUGGUGGUGGU